UAGCGAGAAAGUAGAAACAUACAAAAGCGGGAAACUUCGAACCAUAAAGCCGGUAACCAUACCAAUUACCAAAUCCUAGGGUUGAAUCCUGUGCACACAUAUACACAUCACCUCUUCAUUUUAAUUACAUUUUCCUUAGAAGAUCAGAUUCCCAAUGGAAGAGGUUAGGGCUACUACUGCUUGGGUCGCCUUUCAUUCCUCUCAUGUCACCGUUGAUUCCUCAGGUAUUGAGAAAGUGGCGGAAACGUUGAAAGAUUCGAUUCCAAAGGUGGAGUGGGAUUUUGAAGGGAUUCACUAUUUUGACAAUGGCCCCCUGUCUGUCCAGUAUUUGUUUGUGUUGGAUGCACUAAAUUUUUGUUUCUGGCCAGAUAAGGAACUAUCUUAUGAUAAUUUGGCAUCAGGAUUGAAGGAAGCACUUCAAAAUGAUAAGUCUGCAUUUGAUGCAGAUCGCUUGCAAAAAUACACUGGUCCUGAACUCCGAAAAAUUUUGAAAUGGCCAAGUCCACUUCCCUUGGAGGAUGAACGAGUGCGUUUAAUGCACGAGGUUGGAUUUGAGCUAGAACGAUCAUUUGAUGGAAAGGCAUCCAAACUUGUUGAGUGUUGUGAAAAAUCAGCUUCAAAGCUGGUUUCUCUCAUCACAUGCCACUUCCCAGGGUUCCGUGAUCACACAGUAUACAAAGGUCGCCAAAUUUUCUUGUAUAAAAGAGCUCAGAUAUUUGCUGCUGAUUUAUGGGGUGCAUUUAAGGGUCGAGGAUAUGGCGAAUUCAACGAUGUAGAAUCGCUAACAAUGUUUGCUGAUUAUAUUGUCCCAGCAGUGCUUCAGCAGCUUGGAGUACUGAGAUAUAGUUUGUCGCUAUCCAACCUUAUUGAAUCUAAUACAGAGAUUUGUUCAGGAAGUGAAGAGGAAGUAGAACUGCGAGCAUGCUCAGUAUAUGCUGUAGAGGAAAUUAGGGACUUGAUUCAUAGAAAGUCUGGAAAGCAGGUUUUGAGUGUGGAAUUGGAUCUUUGGUUAUGGUCUUUUGGUGUCCACUGCCCAUCUCUUCAACACCAUCAAACGCUCUCUAUAUAUUAUUGAGUGGCCUGCAUGCUGUUCUAGGGCGAUGGAAAAACUUCUCUUUAAACAUUUGAGCGGUCAAGCACUGUGCAAGUGCAGUAUGCAUGUUGUUUUAAGAGCAGUUCUUGCAGUAAAUUACUUGAAUAGCUUUCGUUUACCUAAUUUCAGCUGCACUAGGAUUUUCAUCAAAUAACCUGAUCACCAAACUAGGUUUAUAUCUUUUGGCAAUGUAACAGUGAGUUGAAUAUUUGGUUGCUUGUCAUUUUCUUCUUGCCCUUGGAAUCUUAGAUUUGGAAAAUUAGAAAGCUGCUUUCUCUUUCAAACUUGUUAGGCCUUUUUUUGGGCGAUGAAAACUGCAAUGAACCUCUGUUAGUCUGUUUCCAUCGAAAAUUAACGUCUUUUGUUGAAACA
Messenger RNA from Olea europaea var. sylvestris, 1465 nucleotides. Its product is annotated as queuosine salvage protein-like. NCBI's taxonomy places the organism in Eukaryota, Viridiplantae, Streptophyta, Magnoliopsida, Lamiales, Oleaceae. The record is from RefSeq and is a predicted model, not a curated record. The transcript is spliced from 7 exons. Bases 155 to 1075 code for a protein of 306 amino acids.